AUGACGGACGUACACAAACUCAAGGUGAAGCUUGAAGAAAAAGAGAAGAAAAUCACAGAACUAGAGGGGAAGGUGGAGAAUCUUGAAAAGCUGGAUAAAAGAGCCGAAGACCUGGAGCUUUCCACCCGAAAGGAAGACGUAAUUAUCAGUGGCCUCGAUGUUAAACCAAGAACGUAUGCGACGGCAGCGCGUUCUGGGGCAGGAGGUGACGAGGGACUGCGUGUGGAAGACCAAGAGUGGCUGGAGACGUAAGUAAUUAAAUUCAUGAAAAGUAAGGACAUCUUCCUAGAUAAAAAACAACAUUGCGGCUUGUCACUCUCUCCCAAGAAAAGACCGUAAAGCCAAACACACGAUCAUCAUUCGGUUUGUAAACCGCAAGCACAAAACUGAUUUACUGAUGCAAGGGAGAAAGCUCAAGGGAACAUCUGUCUACAUGAACGAACAUCUCACAGCAAAAAACGCUGAGAUAGCCAAAGAAGCGCGUCUGCUUAGGAAAGAUGGCAAAAUCAAAGCAACGUGGGCCAGAGACUGUAAAGUCCUAAUUCGGUUGAAUGGUCCCUCGCCUGAAGCUGAGAAGGUGAUGAUGAUAAAGGAGCUUGAGCAGCUUGAACCAUACAGAUGA
Xyrichtys novacula (pearly razorfish) is the source of this 622-nucleotide messenger RNA. The record is from the annotation of a GenBank genome assembly. NCBI's taxonomy places the organism in Eukaryota, Metazoa, Chordata, Actinopteri, Labriformes, Labridae.